GAAGCCGCGGGCGCGGAACGCGGAGCGCACGGAGCCCGCACGGCCGCGGGAGCGCUGCCCGCGGGGAUCCCCUGCCCGCCGGGAGCCGGCCCCGCGGGACGGGCUCGGUGGCGCAGCAUGGGGAGCGUCCAGCUGCAGGACUUCGUGGCGGGCUUGGUGGGCGGUGUUCCAUUCUCCUGGAGAAGAGGGAAACCAAACUGUGCUCUGUGCUGCCACGAGAGCUCCUGGCAGUGAGUGGUGUGAGUAGGUGGGUAAAAGGAAUUGCCAGUGUGGUUGUGGGCCAUCCGCUGGACACAGUCAAGACUCGUUUGCAAGCUGGAAAAGGAUAUGGAAAUACACUCAAGUGUGUUCUCACUGUGUACAGAAAUGAGUCUCUGGCCGGCUUCUUCAAGGGCAUGUCCUUCCCACUGGCCAGCAUCGGCAUCUACAGCUCCGUGGUGUUUGGAGUCUUCAGCAACACGCAGCGGCUCCUCAGCCAGCGCCGGCACGGGGACCCGGCCGCCGCGCCCUCGCUCACCGACAUGACUCUGGCCAGCGUCGUGGCUGGGGUCAUCUCUGUGGGCAUUGGCACUCCCGUGGAACUGGUCAAGAUAAGGCUACAGAUGCAAACACAGCCCUACACCAAAGCAAACGUUAAACUAAAUUCCACAGUUCCUGGAUCUCCUGUGUACCGAGGCCCAAUUCACUGCUUAAGGACAAUCCUACAGAAAGAGGGGAUACCUGGAGUAUACAGAGGCAACAUAGCAAUGCUCCUGAGGGAUGUUCCCGGGUACUGCGCCUAUUUCAUCCCAUACGCAAUGUUCUGUGACUGGAUAACGCCCCAUGGAAGCAUUUCUCCUAAUCCCUUCUCUAUCUGGGUGGCAGGGGGUGUAGCAGGAGCCGUUUCCUGGGCAGUAUCUACUCCAAUGGAUGUUGUGAAAAGUCGGAUUCAGGCAGAUGGAGUUUAUUUAAACCAGUACAAAGGGACCCUUGACUGCAUGUUGCAGAGCUACCAGAAUGAGGGCUUAAAAGUCUUUUGUAGGGGCCUCCUGGUCAAUACAAUGAGAGGAUUCCCAUCGAGCGCAGCCAUGUUUCUUGGCUAUGAACUUUCUCUCAAAGCAAUGAAAAGAUGUCAAACUCAGACCAAUCCCUAACUUCCAGAAGUGUUGCCAAGAAGACCAGAAAGUCUCCUACCUCCUGAGCCAGAUCAGCAGUGUGAUGAUGUUGGUGAGGGCUCAGCUGCUCUGACUGAAGACUCCCAUCCUGCACCUACAGCAGCUGCUGUGGACACGUGGUCCAUGGAGGACUCCGAAAAUCACACCAGCUCAAUCAAACCCAAAGACUAUUUUAUUAGCAAAUCUUUCACUGUUGACUAAGAGCACCUUAGUAAUUCUCGUGGUGGUGGGCUUCUCCACCAAUGACAUUUUUUGUAUUGAACCAGGAAGAGAACUUCCCUUUCCCAAGGGAUAUACCCAAGCCCAGCCCACCUAAAAUCACCAAGGGAGCGUCUUUUGUACGGCAUUAUAAUACUCAAGGAAAGGAGGAAAUGCAGUGGGUACCCAGGUGCUUUUUCUGGAUUCUCACCAAAUCCUAGCUUGCUUUCAGCUUCAAAGAAGUGGUUGACUCCUCUCAUACAAACACUUGUGUUCUACAACACAGUUUGGCACAAUUUAACACAUUACCAUGAAAAAUGUAAAGGCUUCAACAACCUCAGUCAACUGAAGAUAAUUUCAAUUAUCUAAGGUAUAAAUUAAAUUGGGAAACAGGAGGAUGUUAAAUUCAGAGACUAGGCUGCUUUUUUUUUUUAUACAGAAAACAAUAAAACAAGUUUGUAUUUCA
Molecule: messenger RNA, 1818 nt
Organism: Vidua chalybeata
Lineage: Eukaryota; Metazoa; Chordata; Aves; Passeriformes; Viduidae
Gene: SLC25A48
Product: solute carrier family 25 member 48
Exons: 9
Coding region: 396-1133 (245 amino acids)
Biological process (GO): transmembrane transport
Cellular component (GO): mitochondrion
Molecular function (GO): transmembrane transporter activity
Source: RefSeq, a predicted model, not a curated record